This is a messenger RNA of Myzus persicae (green peach aphid), 1765 nucleotides long. RefSeq names its product allatostatin-A receptor-like. The coding region runs from base 295 to 1458 and encodes 387 amino acids. The record is from RefSeq and is a predicted model, not a curated record. Lineage: Eukaryota; Metazoa; Arthropoda; Insecta; Hemiptera; Aphididae. The transcript has 5 exons. Gene Ontology annotation, cellular component: membrane. Gene Ontology annotation, biological process: G protein-coupled receptor signaling pathway. Gene Ontology annotation, molecular function: G protein-coupled receptor activity.
GUAAGAGCCACGGCAGUUUGUCGCCGCGCACCGCCAAACGCGUACGCCACGCCGCCGACAGCCACUGACCGCGCCGGGACCGCUCGCCGGAACAAUCUACGCGCGAGAGACGCGACUCGGACAUCACGUGAACCCGUCGCAGUCGUAUCCGCUUGUUGCCGUCCUCGAGGCGUCACCCUGAUCGCCCUCCGAUGAUUCGCUGAACUGAUCGUCAUAGACAGCUCUCACUAGUCGCCUCAUCCCUUAAAACCAAACACCAACCCUCCCGACAAGACGGCACCGCCUCGUGCCACCAUGAACCCGACGGCUGGCGUGCCCACCGUGCUCGAGGAUGCCGCGCUGUACAGGUACGAGAUGUGCCGGAACAUGUCUUCCGCCAACGUCCCGUUAUGCGUCAACAACACCGAAUUCAUCGACUACAACAACACUGACGACGAGAUCCUCCAGGUGGAGCGCAUCGUUUCACUGGCCGUGCCCAUACUGUUCGGCAUCAUCGUGGUGGUCGGGCUGCUGGGCAACCUGCUGGUGGUGAUCGUGGUGAUGGCCAACCAGCAGAUGCGGAGCACCACCAACCUGCUGAUCAUCAACCUGGCGCUGGCCGACCUGCUGUUCAUAGUGUUCUGCGUGCCGUUCACCGCCGUCGACUACAUGCUGCCGUACUGGCCGUUCGGCGACGUCUGGUGCAAAAUGGUCCAGUACCUGAUCGUGGUGACCGCGUACGCGAGCGUCUACACGCUGGUGCUCAUGUCGCUGGACCGGUUCCUGGCCGUCGUCCAUCCGAUCGCUUCCAUAUACGUGCGCACCGAGCGCAACGCGUCCUCCGCCAUACUCGUCACGUGGGUGCUGAUCGUACUGCUCGCGUUACCAGUGCUCGCCAGACACGGCGAGGUCACGUACACGUUUUCCAGCACCGAGCACACGGCGUGCAUAUUCCUCGAAAGCGACCAGAAGAACCGACCGGACGGUUACAACAAGCCGGCGUACCAGAUAUUCUUCUUCCUCACGUCGUACGCGAUACCUCUGGCCAUCAUAUGCAUCCUGUACGUGCUGAUGCUGAUGAGACUGUGGAAAGGAGUGAACCCAGGCGGGCAACCACCGUCGGCCGAGAGCCGGAGGGGCAAGAAGAGGGUCACCCGAAUGGUCGUCGUCGUGGUCGCCAUAUUCGCCUUCUGCUGGUUUCCGAUACAGGUUAUAUUGGUGCUAAAAAGCAUUAACUAUUAUGAAAUCACGGCUAUCAGUGUUAUCGUCCAGAUAGUCAGCCAUUGUCUUGCGUACACCAACUCAUGCCUGAAUCCAAUAUUAUACGCGUUCUUGUCGGAGAAUUUCCGGAAGGCAUUCAGAAAAGUGAUAAUUCCAUGGAGACCGGAAGUGAACGUCCAAGGGAGAUUCGCAAACGGAGAUGCCCGAUCGAUGGCUGUCACUAGGACGACUAGGACGACUAACAACGACAUACUUUGAAAUACCGGAAAGAAAAUAUCGAAAUAAAACCAAGGAUAAAACAUUUAAGAUUCGAGUGACACGAGAACGUAUAGAAAACACGGAGCUCAAUACAGAAUGAAAACGAAUAUUGCAUGUUACUAUACAUAAACGUAGUCAAAAUACAAUACUAUAUAAUAUUAUAGAUGUUAAAUAAAUAUGUUAAAAUUAAUAAGAUUAUAUUAAGUUAUCUAUCGUAAGUCAAAUUAUUUUACCACUUUGUUGCUUUCGUUUUAAAUCGUAUGAUAUUUUUUAAAAUACCAAUACUUUAGAAUCUAUCAAAACGUAU